GUUGGAUGUUGAUAGUGCCAGCCGACGGUCGAGUGGCUAUUUCUGUGGUGAUUUCAAGUCUGGCGCGUUUUUCGACGCGUUGUAACAGUGACCGAGUUUUUUCGCAGUGCAACGACGGAUUUACCGUCGCGGUUGGAUUGACACGCACGUUUUCAAACGGGAGGAUAUACACCAGCACCGGAUUUUUAGUGGAAGGUUUCCGGCCGACGUUGCAUGAUUCCAUGCGGACGUGCUGCUCUGUUGUGAUAGACAACGUGGAUCUGUCGAUGGGUUAGAUGUCUGGAAAGGGAGUGGAUGGCCUGACCCAGGAUAACAGAUCCUCACUAGCUGAGGUUGAACACAUAGCUCGCUGAAUAAAGCAGCGUGAUGGGACACGGCAAGAGAUGUAUCUACUUGUUAGCAGUUUUCAUCUCUACUGCCAACGCUGGUCUCUUCUUCCCCGAAGAUUUGCCCACUGCUCUAAACGUGGCCUAUUCCAGAAUUCCAGCUGUAAGGGCUGGUAUCGACUCUCGAUAUGGUAUUGGCUUCCGGAUAGGACCCAACGCCGACUUACAACUGCAGUGGGAAUUGGGACCUCAAGCUGCCACAGCCCUAUUACAAGCCACCAAUCAGGUGGCUGAAAAACGAGAGGCCCAGACAUCAGCUGCCAAACUCCGAGCUGCCAAAAGUCUUCUAAAUAAGCUGACGUCAUCACCCUCGACUCCAGCGCCGGGGGGGAGCGGCAACACCAAGCGAGGGGGUGCAACUACCCCUGAUCCCGACUACGGAGUCAAACAUCUCAGGAAAACUAUACUGUCAAUAUUUGCUGAUCCCUGAUUGGUGGGUGAAUAAUCGUGAAAAGUGUAUGUAAAAUUUGACCUUUAAUUUGUGAAAAGUGGAAGUGAAAUUUGACCUAGUUUGAAGAAAGUGUAAGUGAAAUGACCUAGUUCAUGGAGAAUGUAAGUGAAAUUUAACCUGCUAUUCUGAGGAAAGUGUAAGUGAAUUUGCCUAGUUUGUGAAAAAUGUAAGUUUAAUUGACCUAGUUUGUGGAAAUGUAAGUGAAAUUUGACCUAGUUUGUAGACCGACUUUGUUCUGACCUUGACAAUCUUUUUUCGACUCAAUAGAAACAGCCUUGAAGUAGUUGUCACAGUAUGACCUGGUAACCUAUAAGGGUGAAUAUGUCCUUGACCUUGUAAAAUAUGUUGUAAAUUUCUAGUAUUAUUUAAGAGUUAGUUGAUGCGAAACAGUAGUUGAUUUGUAAUUUGGUUUGAUUUUUUUGUGUUUGAUUAUUUGAUGUAUUUUAUCGUACUUGAGUAACUUGAAAACUUAUUAGAACUAGGAUUGAUACAAAUUUUGGUUCAAGAAUCUAUUCAGCAUUCGCGAUUGUAGGAUGACGUCAUAUCAAAUUCCUACUAACAAAUAACAUUUUUCUACAGGUGAUACAUUUUUAGUGAUAGAGAUGAACAAACGAAACAACAAUACAAUCUUGUUGGGGUAGACUAUAAUAAAACUUGUGAUAGAAAGUUACCAUACUUCUAAAAAACACAACUCACCUGAUUUGAAAUAUUUUCCUCCAAAUUCAACCAAUCGAGAGUUAGAAUGAAAUAGAAUCCCAAAAUCGUAAUAGUAAUUAUUAGAGGCACAUUUUCAGUAUAACGUUGUGGAUACUAAAAUUGUGCCUUGAGAUGUUACCUGUAGGCUACUAUUUAAAUCACUCGGAAAAUAAAGCUAUAUUGCAUGAUUCCUGGAGUAAUAGUCUUGAAAAUUGUAAUUAUAUUGGUUAAUCGCAUCCUGGAUAACGGUUAACAACCUAUAACUAAACAAAGAUUAUUGAACUUUGAACUAUUUUCAACAUGAGGAAGUUAACAUUAUAAAAUAAGUACCAUUUUGUUUCUGAAGAUAAUGUCCAUCGCCCACUUCAGUUUAUUUACAAACAGUUCAAAAAGGUAGUCACUUCAAAAGAUAGACUCUAGCCUAUAUGGUAGAGAGAAGAUACCGUUUAUACAAUUACAUUGCAUUAUUAGUCUCUGCCUAUACACUCCUAGGACCAUACUCAUGUAGGGUGUAUAAGGCCAGAAAUGGUUUAAUAUUCUCAAAUGAUUCGAUGAACGUGUAUAAUACCCUCUUCUGAAUGAGAAUCAUCUUUUAACCGGAGAUACAGUUGGAAUAAUUCAUCAUUCUGCUCAAUAAUAAUUAUUCAAAUUCCCGUUUUUUCAUUAGCAAUCACUGGAAUCAAUAUUGAAAUUGAACCAGUAUUGUUUUUCCAAUACCUAAUACGGUAAUUAGUUAAUAAAUUUUAUAACUUCAAAAUAAAUAGUUAUUUCGAAUAAUCAUUGUUUCUCUGAAGGCUUCACUAUCGUUCACCUCGAAUCGUUACGAACCAACGUCAAUCACUAUUACAACGUGCCAAAGGAGGACAUUAACGUUCGUUUUCUAAAUCAUCAUUACAAAAACAAGAUCGCCUUGAUGCAUGACCCUAAUCAAAUAACUAACUAACAAUACCUUUCUCUCAGUUAUAAUUUCGCCACUAGGAAAACGCAUUACAUCAUAAGAAGUGGAAAGCCGUCAACUGAUCCGUAGCUGAGAACAGUGAGGACUUCCGUUAAAAUUAACUCCGAAGAUACCGUUUAGUGGAACUGGUUAUAUGUGUCAAUCGACAUUGAAAAAACCUACAAGAAACCACAAUUAUCACUUUGUCAUACUUUUCUCAAUGAUUGUGGUACGACCUUCACUAGGGUCUAAUGUGUCUGUCCAAUGAGUUUCUGAUUUCUGAGUACGUGAUGAUGGAGAUGUUAUUAGAAUACUGAUUACUGAGAGCUCAAUAAAAAGUGUUAGAAUGUGAGCCUUCUAUAAUUUUUUUUCAAAAUUUAUGGAUGGUACACGUAUAUUACUAGUGAAUGUAGAAGCCUACCCUUACAUUACUAAGUUUUCCAAUUACAGUACGGUACUCUUGAAGUCUUGAAAUGUUAGAACGGAUUAGAAUGCCUUUCAACAUUCCAUUUCUCUAUAGUUCUCUCCAGUCUGCAUCUCUGGAAUCGUUAUCCUAUCAAUCUCAUCAGACUUAUGAGCGUUGUCGUUUUUCAAACGAAUUUAUUUUUACACAAGAAAGGCACAGUUUUUAAAAUUAUUUUAAUUUCAUGAUUCAUGCUUCAACUUUUGCUAUUUCAAGAGUUACAGUAUCAUAUAUUAUUCCACUCAUAAGAGUAGAAAUGCUUCGAACAAUCCUAAUAGGUUUAUAGGUCAAUAGGUUAUAGCUUUCUAAUAGGUUAUAGGUCAAAUCAAUAGGUUUAUAGGUUACCAAAUCAGCCAACACUUUGAAUAUUUUUGUAAUAGGUUUUCCAAAACUGAGGAACAUAAAUUAUCAGAAAUUCUUCAUUCGAAAUGCUUCUGGGAGAAAUUUUGUUUUGUCAAUGGGGAAAUUUUCAAAUAGAAUUUUUCAUAGGGCUUUAGGACAAGGGACCCGGUCUUGGGAAAGGACAAGGGCAAGGGGAACUCCUAAUCAGCUUAUAAGGACUUUAGGACGAAGGACUCUAGCUUGAACUUCUUCAGAGAAACCUCUUUCAAAUGAACAAUACAAAUAUAUUAAUUACAGUAUUAUUAUAAGAGUCAACUUAUAAUACAUACGUUUUUGAAGUUAUUCACAUAAGUUCAUAAGUUAUUAAGCUUUUAAAUUUUGAAAAGCAGCUCCAAACCGAAAAAAUUAUUGGCCCUUCAUAAUAGAUUCAUAUCAGCUUAGUUCCAAAAUGAUCUUGAAGUUCCAGAAACGUCUAUAUUAUUGCUAUCAACGUCUCGAUCAAACUUUGAAUUUGAAUUCCAACCCCUCACUCCUUGUAUCCUCGAUAAAUAGUAUUGCAAUUAUCUAUUCUCACCAUAUACUCAUAUUUCUCAAGUAGCAUUUAUAAAGUACCGUACCAUUUCUCAUAUAAUUUUGAUUCGGUAAUUUCGCGUUACUCGCAACAUCCCACCCAUUCUAGGUACCAUACCUCAAGGGUCUUAGGAGAUAAUUUCGAAUAAUAACUACUGUGAACCGGUUGCAAUGCUAGACUGAUGCAAGCAAGUGGUGCUGCCUUAGCAAAUGAAUGUCGAUUGUAGAACUGGUUCGCAUUAGAUUACACUACAUUCUACUUACUUCUGUCCAAAGCUUUGCGAAACUCUUUAAAAAGUGUCUCUUCUCUCACUAAAUAGUUGUAAUUUAUUCUUCUCCGUCGUUUCCUUCAUUUUCUGCUUCAAAUGCUCAUUUUCUCCCUCUUCUUCUCUCUCAUUCAUCCUUGCUCUGUUUUUUUAAUUCGUCUACUGCUGUCUACAAUCCAGAGAAACUUCAACCAAUUUUAUUAUUUGGAUUUGAACUCACGAUCAUUUUAGAAAAAUUUGCUUUGGACAACAAAUCGGACAGUGAAUGCCCGAUUUGUACUAGAAAAAUUGGACUUAUGAGGAACAUUGAACUCACUAUCAUUUUAUAAAAUUGCCAACAAAAAAUUUGUACAAAAAUCGGACAAUGAAUGCCCGAUUUGGACUAGAAAAAUUGGAAUUAUGAGGAACAUGUCUAUCACUAAUAAUUCCUAUUCCAUUUUUACCUCUCCGUCCCCUGCCUGUAUUCUCAUUUUCUUUUUCUAAAUCUUUAUUUUACCUAUUCUACUUAUAUAAUUAUUCAUUCAUUGCAAUCUGUAUGAACAAAAAGUAAUUCCAUCCUAUUCAGUCUAAAACCUUUCCCAAUUUCCAAUACUCCACCCGUCCACCCAUCCUCCUUCUACUCUUUCCCUCUCUUCCUCAUAAAUAACCAAUACUGAGAAUAAAAUAGAAGAUGAUUAUGGAUAGGGAAGGAUGGAGGAGAAGGAACAGAAUAAGAAGAUGAAGAAAAUGUGGAGAUGUAUAAAAGUGUAGAAGCAGAAGAUGAAUGAGUAAACAACUUUUUUUCUUCUCCAACCUCACCCUUUCAUCUUCCUUUUGCUAUUCUUACAAUUAUAUAAUUAUUUUUCCUCUCUUUUUUCCUCCACCUUCCUUCCUUCUUCUUCACUUGUUCUUCUCCCUCUCACUAUCAUCUUCAUCAUCUCUUCAGUUUUCUUCUUAUUCUACUUUUCUGGAUUCAUUUCUUCUUCUCGUCGUCCUCUUUCUACUCCUCUUCCUCCCACAAAACUCUUUCAGGCUCUCCCGACUCUCAAAAUCUGAAAGAAGUGUGAAAAAGAUGACGUAUAAUAGUAGGCCUAUGCUCUUGUAACAUCUAAUCUGUGCUAAGACUCUGGCUGACAGGCUGAUGAUGAUGAUGUACUAGCCUGCAAAACCUGAACUACUGGGUAAUUUUCAAAGGUCGCCUCUUACACAUUAGUGAAGGAAGUGUAACAUUUCCAGCUCAAAUAGUUAGUUAUUAAGAACUCUCGUCUCCACUUAUAGUAAUAAUCGCCCUUAAAUAAUAUUUUCCUCCUCUAUAAACUGUUCAAACUUACUCUCAUUCUCGUAUUCGCUCUUCCACUUCUCUUUCUUGUUAUUCUCUAAUUUUCUCCUUCUCUUUUAUGCCUUAUUUCAAGUUUUAUUCCUCCUUCUCCAAUCACAUUCCUUAUCUUUCCACUCCUUUUUACCUCAUCGUAUUCUUUCUUAUAUUGUCUUUCUUCACUAAGUUCUUGAUUUUUCACUCUUCUUUUCUCUGUUAUUAUUUUCUUAUCCUCUUCAAGUAUACUCCUGAGAGGAUGACAAUCCUCUUCUCCAUAUAUAUUCAUAAGAAUUCUCCAAUACAUCAUAGUUUCUAUGCCAACGUGUUUUCUUUGUGAUUCCUUAUUUCUCCUUUCUAAUUAUUGAGCUUAUCCUUUCUCUAUUUCUCUCUCUCUCUCUCUCUCUCUCUCUCUCUCUUAUGUAAAUUUUCUCUUAUUUUGUAAAGGGUCGUGUGGCAGAGAGGACCAGGUCCUAACUCCGCCCUAAUAAAGGCAUAUAAUAAAUCAAUCAAUCAAUCAUUCAAUCAAUUUAUUGAGAGUUUUUGGGUUAAGUGGAAAAGGGAGAUCUUAUUGCCACAACUUUACUCACAUCACACUCAAUUUAAUAAAGAGUAAAUAAGAAGACAUUAUUUAUCUAUCUAUUUAUCAAUAUAAUAUCUAUCUAUCUAUCAUGGUACUUUCUAGACCUUCCUCAUUUCGAUCUUACUCUUCUAGAUUCUUCUUCUCUCUCCUUCAUCUUCCUUUAUUCCAUCUCCUUCAGUAAGUUUUUGUUAUCUCAAUUUACGGUCUCACUUUUCUAGAUUCUUCUUCUCCCUCCUUCAUCCUUUUCCCAUUUUAUAUUUGAUAGUCUUCAUCUUCUUUCUUUUCUCUCCCUUUUUCUUUCCUUCUCUGCCUCUUCUUCUCUCAAUUUUCUCUCUCUUUGUCGAGAAGGCCUACUACACAUGUCUUGUCAAUCCACUCAAGCUCUUGAGUUUUAAAAUCAAAUGCACUAUUAGUUGGACUAAUUUUUUACGACCGCUAAUAAAUAUGACGAGCAUUAACCUGUUCCACUCCAUCAAUCUUGAUUCUAUGUCAGACAAGUGAAGUUUAUGUCUCGGUAUUUACAUAAGUGUUAUUUGAGCUCUAACAGUUUCAACUAGUGCUUGGUAAUGGUGAUUUCACUCCCCGAGUGUAAAACAAAAUGGCAGUACGCGCUAUUAAUCGCAUACUUGAUUACAUGAUCUUGCUCUAUAAUCGUAAAAUUAUGAGCUGAAUUCAAUUUUACAUCGCAAAGUUGUAGGCUAAGUGUGGAAUAUUGGAAAUUGACUUUGAUGUAAGAAAUUCAUGAGAUAUUACAGUAUUUACUGAUAAUGUUGUGAGUAGUUCGUCUAGCUAAUCAAAAAAUUUAGAUUUCAUCAUCCAAGUGCCCCCCCCUUCCAAGCAUAAGGACGGACCUCCCCCUGAAUAUCUCACAUUUUAGUAUUAACCCCCCCUAAAUAUCUCACAUUUUAGUAUUUACCCCCCUCCAAAAAAACCUCAUCCUCGCAAAAAAAUCUUUAGUCGUUAUUGAACCCUGCUGACUUUUUUUGGGACCCCCCAAAGAAUGCAAAGAAUGGUUAUUGAACAUCCCCAAGAAUUUCAAGGACGCAGUCUGCUUUUUUUAUAUCUUUUAAAACGUCCCAUUUUUAAUACUUGAGUGAAAUCCUCCAUUCAAUAUAUAUACCAUCUAUAUAAUGUUAUAAUACCAGUGUAAAGUAUUAUAUACGGUAC
Molecule: messenger RNA, 7152 nt
Organism: Nilaparvata lugens (brown planthopper)
Lineage: Eukaryota; Metazoa; Arthropoda; Insecta; Hemiptera; Delphacidae
Exons: 6
Coding region: 367-816 (149 amino acids)
Source: RefSeq, a predicted model, not a curated record